Messenger RNA from Aspergillus bombycis, 732 nucleotides. Its product is annotated as vacuolar protein sorting family 37 protein. NCBI's taxonomy places the organism in Eukaryota, Fungi, Ascomycota, Eurotiomycetes, Eurotiales, Aspergillaceae. Gene Ontology annotation, biological process: protein targeting to membrane; ubiquitin-dependent protein catabolic process via the multivesicular body sorting pathway; protein targeting to vacuole. The record is from RefSeq and is a predicted model, not a curated record. The coding region runs from base 1 to 732 and encodes 243 amino acids. The transcript has 2 exons. Gene Ontology annotation, cellular component: ESCRT I complex.
AUGAACCCAACGCUGAACUCCGAUACGCCUCCGCCCCCGCCCCCGAAGCCCACCAGCCACGAGGCGAGUCGCCGGGGUACACCGCAGCUCAACGCCUCGCUACCGGGAACGCCGCAGUCCCACGAACGAUACCGAGCAGACGCGACCAUGCAUCGCUACUCAAACCCCAACCCGACCGGCACGUCUCUCCCUCGCCCGCCGACUGUCGACGAGGGCUGGCUACCGGAGAACGUGAAGGAGAAAUCGACCGUGGACCUCCAGACGAUUCUCAAAGACCCGAAUCUCAUCUCCGCGCUGGCGAGUCGCCAUCCAUCCCACGCGGCCCAUCAGGAGUACCUCCGGUCGCUGCUACAGUAUAACAAGGAUCUGGCGAGCCAUGUCCUAGAGCUGCAAGGCCGGGUGAUGGACCUGCGCGGGUCGACCGAGACGCUGCUAUUGACGCACCAGUCGCUGGAGGUGUCGUGGCGGAAGAAACAGACGGAGAUGGACGCUGCGCUGGCGCCGUGGUCGCCCAAGGCGCUGUACCAGCGGCUGGCGGCGUCGAUAUCCGAGCAGGAGGCGGUCUGCCAUGCCGUGGAGGAGAGCUUCCUGGAGGGAGAGCAUCACGGCCGGGCGACGGAGAAGGAGGUAGCGGACUGGAUUCGCCGGGUGCGGGCGGAGGGGGCCAAGUUGGAGGCCAGACGGGAGGCCAAGGCGCGGUGGGAUGAAGGGAGAGUGGGUGGGUGGCGGUGA